Messenger RNA from Styela clava, 1655 nucleotides. Its product is annotated as cancer-related nucleoside-triphosphatase-like. Gene Ontology annotation, molecular function: ribonucleoside triphosphate phosphatase activity. Lineage: Eukaryota; Metazoa; Chordata; Ascidiacea; Stolidobranchia; Styelidae. The record is from RefSeq and is a predicted model, not a curated record.
UAUCAAAAAUAUUGAAUUGCGUAAAUUAUUUUAAUACUUUUAGGUGAUUGAACAUGUUCCUAAUUAUUAUUAGUUCUAAAGGUUAACUGUGUUUUCUUCCAACAAGUACCAUAAUUUUCAAGCUGGAAUGGAGCAUGCAGUCAUCAGGUAGAUGCCAUAUAUUUCUUACCGGAUUACCUGGAGUGGGGAAGACAACAUUAAUAGAGAAAGCAAUUGCCAAUAUAAAGGAAAGCGGGAUUUCAAUUUCUGGUUUCUAUACGAAAGAGAGGAGAAAUGGAAAUGAAAGAAUUGGAUUUGACAUUGUGACUUUAUGUGGAAAGCAAGCUCCUCUUGCAAGAUGUUCAGUUUCAAGAAAAGGACCGAUGGUUGGGAAGUAUACAGUUGAUGUUGCUUCUUUUGAGGAUUGUGUUUUACCAUUGUUGGAAGAGACUAGUGAUUCAAAACAUCUAUAUAUCAUUGAUGAAGUUGGUAAAAUGGAACUAUUCAGUGAAAGAUUCAAGCGUAAAACCCGUAAAAUACUACAAGACUCUGAUAAUGAGUUUAUUGUUUUGGGAACAAUUCCAGUCAAAAGAGGGAAAGGAAUUCCUUUUGUGGAAAGCAUUAGGGAAGACAAGCGUGUAAAAAUAUUUGAGGUUACAAAGCAUAACCGUAAUGAUAUUCUUAAUGAUAUUGUGCAAUCUAUAUUGGUUCAAUUUUAGUUGCCUAAUUACACUUUUAUUUCUUAAGUUUGGACCUCAUUCUUCUUAGAAGCUAUUAUUGUACAAGUUGGCAUAUUAUUAUUUCUUGGUGUCAACAGCAAUUCUAAUCUAAUAAAAUUUUAUUGAUUUAUCAGGAAGUGACUUGCUAAACUGAUACAUGAUCCUACUGAGCAGGUAGAAGUAUUGAUAGGGAAAUGAAUCUAAUAUAUUCAAAAUAUUUAAGAAUAUAUUUGAUAUUCCAUAACUAAGAAUAUCAUCUCGGUUUAACAUUUAAUAAUUCUGCCCAGUAAUUUAAUCCCCAAAGUUUCUGGCCACCAAAGCUGAAAGUACACAGUGACUGAAUACUGAUAUGAGAAUCGUAAAAGCUCACAGAUGCAUUAAGAACUGUGUUUAUGUUUAGAAAUAUCAAAUAUUGAUUGAUGCCCAACCUAGAGCAAGUCAAUCAGAGUUGCUGAAUAGGUGGAAUUCAACAAAAUGAUUAUGUGGGGUGGGAGAAGCUUUUAUUAGAGAAAUUUGUUGGACAAGUGGGAACCUCUACAUAUAGUGACAAUAACUAGUUUAUUAAUCAGCAAGAGCAGUUCCAGAUAAAUGGGGCAGAAAGUCCUGAUUUACAUUCAUAAAAUUUGCAAGCCUAGUUUUUGAUCAUUCAUAUUUAUAGUUGUCUUUUGAAUUUGGUUAAGGGCCCAUACUGAUGUGGUAUUCAUUUGUGCACAUUGGGUAUGCGUUCCAGCGAUAAAUAGGUGCCAAGAAGACUUUUAUUCAUACUAAUAUUCAUGACAGCAUAUGAAUUACUACAAGCAGUAGUGAGCCGUUUUAUUUACUGUAAGGUAUAUUUCAAAACGGAAUCUAAUAAAAACUUUCUAAAAAAUGUAAACAUUUCAUCUCUUGAAAACAGAAUAAAAAACAAGGGAACAAUUGAACGACGAAAUAAAUUCCAUUUUAUGAAAAACAAGUUUU